Messenger RNA from Kuraishia capsulata CBS 1993, 1659 nucleotides. RefSeq lists its product as uncharacterized. Gene Ontology annotation, biological process: transmembrane transport. NCBI's taxonomy places the organism in Eukaryota, Fungi, Ascomycota, Pichiomycetes, Pichiales, Pichiaceae. The coding region runs from base 1 to 1659 and encodes 552 amino acids. The transcript has a single exon. The record is from RefSeq and is a predicted model, not a curated record. Gene Ontology annotation, molecular function: transmembrane transporter activity.
AUGAUUGAUUAUUCCGUGAUACCAGGUACCUCGCAUUUGGUGGAGCUAAACAAGGAGAAGCUUCUCCAGUUGGAUGUCGCUGGUAAGGACAAAGAUGUUAUUCUUAUUCCCAGACCAACCACGGAUCCAAACGAUCCUUUGAAUUGGAGCCGCAAUAGGAAAUACCUACAAAUGUUCUGUAUGGUUGUUUUUUGUUUCAGCAUUGGUAUUCCUACUGCUGUUAUUUACUCGAUCCUUACCCAAAUUUCUUCCGAGACAGGUAUUAGUCUUGGAACUUUGAAUGACGGUACAGGUUAUAUGUUUUUGAUGCUUGGAAUUGCAAACCUGUGGUUUUUACCUCUAGCAUCUCAAAUUGGGAAGAGGCCAAUUUAUCUCCUUUCCUCUUUGGCAGUAUGUCUUUUAACCCUUUGGGAAGCUUAUGCGAAGACCGGGGGCUCUUGGAUUGGUGCCAAGAUUUUACAAGGAGUCUUCGCAGCUCCAGUGGAAGCAUUGUGUGAAGUUACGGUUUCGGAUAUUUGGUUUGAACAUGAACGAGGCAGGUGGAUGGGCCUUUAUGCCUUAUCCCUUUUUGGUUCGAAUUAUAUGGGUCCUAUGGUGGCAGGCUUCAUUGCAGAUGGUCAAGGAUGGGAUUGGGUCAUUUAUUGGAGUUGUAUUUUUUGUGCAAUUGCCACUGUUUUUUUGUUUUUUUUCAUGGAAGAGACGAAUUACACUCGGCCAGUUCCGAACGAAGAUGAUAGUGACAUUGAAAUAGUGCUGAGUAACGUUCGUGAUGGAACCGUCACUGCUGUUCUCUCCAAACAACUAUCUGGUCGCCAGCAGGAGAAAAACCUUGCUAAUGCAAACAUUGAAAUAGUUCGUGAAAAUCUCGAACUUGAUAGCUCGAUUCCCUUGACUACCUACCGUGAAAAGUUGCGUCUAUACAAGAGUAGAGACUGGAGAUGGUUCAAGACCUUUUUAAUUGGCCCUCUCAAAAUGGCACAAUUUCCAGUUGUUCUAUACAGUGGGUUCUUGUAUGGAGCUUCUCUUUUUUGGUAUUCGGUUAUGAAUGGUACCAUCUCUUCAGUUUUCACGGCAAGCCCUUACAACUUUUCAAAUGCAAUGACAGGCCUUGUUUACGUAUCUCCGUUGAUCUUCGCAAUUCUUAUGAAUUUCUACGCGGGUUAUGCCUCGGAUUGGUUGAAAUUAAAACUGGCUGAAAGACGCGGGGGUACUUCUUAUGCAGAGGAUAGGCUGUGGCUCUUGAUUCUGUACAUGAUAUUGGGUCCUGCAGCUCUCUUCCUGUACGGCAUCGGUGCUUAUUAUGGGAUCCACUGGUUUGGGCUUGUCAUCGGUGCCGGCGUCACUGGGGGUUGUAUUAUCCUUGGAGCGGCUUCUGCGUGCACCUAUACAGUUGACACUUAUAGGGAAAUGAGCUGUGAAGCAAUGGUGAUCGUUGUCUUGAUCCGCAAUACCAUGAAUUUUGCGAUGGACUAUGGUAUCACCCCGUGGAUUUCGAAUACGGGUUUGAAGAAGACUUUUCUUGCUGGUGGGUUCAUCUGCUUUUUCUGUGCUGGAACAUUCCUGAUCAUGGAAUUGACAGGUCCUUAUUGGAGAAGGAAGACCAAAGACAGAUACUGGAAAAUCAUAGAAGGAAGAAGAGCAAAGGGUAUCUGCCAUUAG